AUGAGUAGUAUUGUUAAGAAGUCAACUCACUUCACUCCAAAAGUGAAGAAAGCAAUCAAAAGAAAGACAGCAACCCCAACUUCUUCAGGAACACAAAAAUCAAUCACCCCAGCCUCACCACCAGCAUCACAAAUUGAUUAUAAGCAACAACAACAACAACAACCUGAAACCAAACAAGAUCAGUCACAAACACCAAUCCCAUAUCUAGAAUCACCUCCAAGUACGCAGAUACCUCUCACCCAAGCACCAGAAGAUAAUGCAAGCAAACCUGCUUUCAGAUUAACACUAUCAAGUGACGCACCAACUACCACCACCACCAAAGAAAAAGAAAAUGACAACAAUGAAGAACAUGAAGAUAUCGACCCUAAAGAUGCUUCCAAAAAGCUAGAACACCAAUCACCACCACCACCUGUACUGACUUCGGCAGUAAUAUCUGACGAUGAAGAACUGAUAUUCAAACCAACGACAAUGGAUUCCAACACCAGAAGUCGUCGACAAUCUUCUUCUGGAUUCAGUCAGAGGAGAUUAUCAGGCAUACAUCCCCCAGGAAUCCGUAGUAGAUCCGGUUCAGUAUCUAUGAAGCAACAUCCAUUAGAGGAUUCUAGUAUUGGUUCUUCUACCCAUAUCCCGGCACGAAUUGGAAUUCCAAUCGCAAAACCUAUCAAAAGAAGAAGAUCCCUGGCACAAAGCCGGACUGGGGCUGCUAUGAAGAGAAUGUCCGUGCUUAGUAGUAUGGGAACAGUUUCUAGUGCGUCGGUAAUAAGUACUGCGAUUACGACUAAGGAACAUACUCCUGCUCCUGAAGAAAAUCCAGUACAACAACAACUACUGACUUCAACGAAAGAUGGAACCACUCCUCCUGGAUCUCCAAAAACAAGCAAAAAAGGAGUAAGUGCCGAAUUUGUGGUUGGAAUUGAUCCUAUUUCUAAGAGAUUAAGAAAAUUUAGAAGAAAAGAUGCGCCAAAACAAGAACAACCCGAUCGAGUAGUUGACGCGGAGGGAAAUAUCAUAGAAGCGGAAGUCAUACCUGAUGAACCUGAGAACUUGAUCACUACAAUCUCCAGUGUAUAUCAAUUGCCGAGAAAGGUUAAGGAUGAAGAUGCUGACUUGUUUGGAGAAGUGGAGGUUGAUGUUGAAGAAAUGACAAUGGCGGAAUUAUGUAAAGCAACAUUACCAGUUGGGAAAGUGAGUGAAAACUUCCAACUUGUUGUAGAAGCAAAAAAGACCCUCAGUGAACAAAGAGAUGAAAGAAGGCGAACAAGAGAGAUCGCAAGAGCCGAACGGGUUUCGUUGGAAGAAGCAAAAAUGAUUAAUGAAAAGCAGAAAAGAGAAGAAAUGAGAAAGAGAGGUGAACAAGUUGAUGAUGACGAACCAGACCAAUCCAAACCUGGCCCUAGCAAAAAGAGUUUCUUAGAUGAAGAUGAACCACCAAAAUCAGCUCCUAGUUUACAAUUAACUAUGACUGAUGGUAAAAUAUCCUUUAAUGAAGAUUCUGCCGUUGUUGUUAAGCCUCGUGCUGAUGCAAGUGGUAGAUCAGUGGAACAAUCUAAUCCCUUUGCCAAUCCAAUAACAUCAACUACAUAUGGGAAACGAACGCAUACUGAAAAAUGGACCCCAGAAGAAUUGGUUCAAUUCUAUAAGGCUAUUAGUAUGUUUGGUACUGAUUUCUCGUUGAUAUCUCAAUUAUUCCCCUAUCGAACCAGAAAACAAGUCAAGGCGAAGUUUGUACUUGAAGAAAGAAGACAUCCUGAAGUGGUUGAAAUGGCAUUAAAGAGAAAACUUCCUACUAAUUUUAACGAAUAUUGUGAAAGUACCGGUAAGUCAAUUCAAACUUUGGAUUAUUAUAAUGAAGAAUUGAGAAAGGUUAGAUUAGAACAUGAACAAAGUUUGAGUAUGAUUAUGAUGGAAAAAGAAAAGGCAUUGAAGGAAGAUGCUGAAGCUAGUAGAAGAAGAGAAAUUGAAAUUAGAACUGGGGCUAAACCAAUGUCUAGAGCUGAAAAACUUAAAGAGUUACGGAAGAAUGAAAUGGUGGUUGGGUCAAUUGAUGAAAUUAAGAAACAAAGAGAAAAUGAAGAAAUUCUAAAACAAAGUUAG
Molecule: messenger RNA, 2094 nt
Organism: Hemisphaericaspora subhashii
Lineage: Eukaryota; Fungi; Ascomycota; Pichiomycetes; Serinales; Debaryomycetaceae
Product: transcription factor TFIIIB subunit
Exons: 1
Coding region: 1-2094 (697 amino acids)
Biological process (GO): RNA polymerase III preinitiation complex assembly
Cellular component (GO): transcription factor TFIIIB complex
Molecular function (GO): TFIIIC-class transcription factor complex binding
Source: RefSeq, a predicted model, not a curated record